UGUGCUGUGCACACCUCGCCCGGGGGAGGACGCAGACUCAGGCAGGCGGCCGGGAUGUCGGCGAAGGAGAGGCCAAAGGGGAAAGUGAUCAAGGACAGCGUCACCCUCCUGCCCUGCUUUUAUUUUGUGGAGUUACCUAUAUUGGCAUCAUCGGUGGUUAGCCUGUACUUCCUUGAACUCACGGAUGUCUUCAAACCUGUACAUUCUGGAUUUAGCUGCUAUGAUCGGAGUCUCAGCAUGCCAUACAUUGAGCCAACCCAGGAGGCAAUUCCAUUCCUCAUGUUGCUUAGCUUGGCUUUUGCUGGACCUGCAAUUACGAUCAUGGUAGGGGAAGGAAUUCUCUACUGUUGCCUGUCCAAAAGAAGAAACGGGGUUGGACUGGAGCCUAACAUUAACGCUGGAGGCUGCAACUUCAACUCUUUCCUUAGAAGAGCCGUCAGAUUCGUUGGUGUUCAUGUAUUUGGACUAUGCUCUACAGCUCUCAUUACAGAUAUAAUACAACUGUCCACAGGAUAUCAGGCACCAUACUUUCUGACUGUGUGCAAACCAAACUAUACCUCUCUCAAUGUGUCUUGCAAAGAGAAUUCCUACAUUGUGGAAGAUAUUUGUUCUGGAUCUGACCUUACAGUGAUCAACAGUGGCAGAAAAUCAUUCCCUUCUCAACAUGCGACCCUCGCUGCCUUUGCAGCUGUGUAUGUUUCGAUGUACUUCAAUUCCACAUUAACGGAUUCCUCUAAGCUUCUGAAACCCCUCUUGGUCUUCACAUUUAUCAUCUGUGGAAUCAUCUGCGGGCUAACACGGAUAACUCAGUAUAAGAACCAUCCAGUGGAUGUUUAUUGUGGCUUUUUAAUAGGAGGAGGAAUUGCACUAUACUUGGGCCUGUAUGCUGUGGGGAAUUUUCUGCCUAGUGAGGAGAGCAUGUUUCAGCACAGAGAAGCGCUCAGGUCUCUGACAGAUCUCAAUCAAGACCCCAGCCGCGUUUUAUCAGCUAAAAACGGUAGCAGCAGUGACGGAAUCGCUCACACAGAGGGCAUCCUCAACAGAAACCACAGAGAUGCUAGCUCCCUGACAAACCUCAAAAGGGCCAACGCUGAUGUGGAGAUCAUCACUCCACGGAGCCCCUUGGGGAAGGAGAACAUGGUCACCUUCAGCAACACCCUGCCGAGAGCCAACACUCCCUCAGUGGAAGACCCGGUGAGGAGAAACGCAACCAUUCACGCUUCCAUGGAUUCCGCUCGAUCCAAGCAGCUCCUCACCCAGUGGAAGAACAAGAAUGAAAGCCGGAAGUUGUCCCUGCAAGUUAUGGAGAAUGAGCCUGGACAGUCUCCACCCAGAUCCAUCGAAAUGAGGUCAAGCUCGGAGCCAAGGGUGGGGGUGAAUGGAGACCAUCACGGGCCUGGCAAUCAGUACCUCAAGAUCCAGUCUGGCACCGUGCCCAGCUGCAACAAUAGCAUGCCGGGAGGGCCGAGGGUAUCCAUCCAGUCCCGCCCCGGGUCCUCCCAGUUGGUGCACAUCCCCGAGGAGACCCAGGAGAACAUAAGCACCUCCCCCAAGAGCAGCUCUGCUAGGGCCAAGUGGUUGAAGGCUGCGGAGAAGACUGUGGCCUGCAACAGGAGCAACAGCCAGCCCCGCAUCAUGCAAGUCAUAGCCAUGUCCAAGCAGCAGGGAGUCCUCCAGAGCAGCCCCAAGAACACGGAAGGCAGCACGGUCUCCUGCACUGGCUCCAUCCGCUACAAAACCCUGACAGAUCACGAACCCAGCGGGAUCGUGAGGGUCGAGGCGCACCCGGAGAACAAUAGGCCCAUCAUACAGAUUCCAUCCACCGAAGGGGAAGGCAGUGGCUCCUGGAAAUGGAAGGCCCCCGAGAAGAGCAGCCUUCGCCAAACCUACGAGCUCAACGACCUCAACAGGGACUCCGAGAGCUACGAGUCCCUGAAAGACAGUUUCGGUUCCGGAGAUCGGAAGAGAAGCAACAUUGACACUAACGAGCAUCACCACCAUGGCAUCACCACCAUCCGAGUCACCCCAGUGGAGGGCAGUGAAAUCGGCUCGGAGACACUGUCCAUUUCUUCUUCACGCGACUCCACCCUGCGGAGAAAGGGCAACAUCAUCUUAAUCCCUGAAAGAAGCAACAGCCCUGAAAACACUAGAAAUAUCUUCUACAAAGGAACCUCCCCGACACGGGCGUAUAAGGAUUGAGCGAUGAUGACCGUUCAGUGCUUUGGGUCACUCCCGGAGGCCGUGUGUGGCUCCUACCUGCGCUCUGUUGCAGACGACUGGGAAGCCUUUCACCACACCGGAUCGUCCACCAUCAGCCCGGCACUCUGUAACUCUUGAGGUCUACUAGGCUGAACUUGUAGAUUUUACCAAGGGGAGGGAAAAGCACAAUGCAAGAACCUAACCAGUGUGAUCAUGUGUUUUCUUAAGACCUGUCAUCAAACUCAAAAGGUUUUGCAGAGGACAGUAUCCAAAAAAGUGGUUUCCUUCAGUGUAUACUGUUUUACUUUCUGAAUGUGCCAACUUUGGGGAAUUUUCUUUAGUACUAGCUGUAGGAAGCCAGAACACAGGUUUUCCCUGCAGCAGAGGCCAUGCAGUAUUAUAUAUUCAUUUUGCAGAAUCUGCACCAAAAGCUCAGUAUGGGUGGUGCUGAUUACUAUAGUACAUGUACCAUGUAAACUCUCAAACUCUAUUUAGCUGUGAAGUAGUGGUGUGCAAUUCCUUGUUGAAGAAAUACUGCUUUAUUAAGAAGAUACUGGCUACUUUGUGUUAGAAUAGGACACCCCGCAGCUUCCUCCUAGUGGCUCUGUCACAGUCAAGAGAAGAAAGGGUUCAUGUGCAUUUCUUCAAAAUUAUGCUUUCUUCAA
Messenger RNA from Lepus europaeus (European hare), 2864 nucleotides. RefSeq names its product phospholipid phosphatase related 4 (gene PLPPR4). Bases 55 to 2199 code for a protein of 714 amino acids. NCBI's taxonomy places the organism in Eukaryota, Metazoa, Chordata, Mammalia, Lagomorpha, Leporidae. Gene Ontology annotation, molecular function: phosphatidate phosphatase activity. The transcript is spliced from 7 exons. Gene Ontology annotation, biological process: signal transduction; phospholipid metabolic process; phospholipid dephosphorylation. The record is from RefSeq and is a predicted model, not a curated record.